This is a messenger RNA of Hevea brasiliensis (rubber tree), 996 nucleotides long. RefSeq lists its product as uncharacterized. Lineage: Eukaryota; Viridiplantae; Streptophyta; Magnoliopsida; Malpighiales; Euphorbiaceae. The record is from RefSeq and is a predicted model, not a curated record. Bases 1 to 996 code for a protein of 331 amino acids. The transcript is spliced from 5 exons.
AUGAAUUCCCUCAUCUAUCAAUAUGAGUUAUUCAAGAUGAAGUCGGAUGAAACCAUAAGUCAAAUGUAUGAUAGAUUUGUAGAGAUCAUAGGGGGAAUCAAAUAUCUUGGGAAGACAUUCACAAAUGAGGAGCUAGUAAAGAAGAUUCUAAAAAGUCUUCCCAAGGAGUGGCUACCCAAAGUAACCUCACUCAAGGAUUCCAAGGACUUGAGCAAGGAUCACAUUAGAACGGAUUGUCUCAAAUUGAAGAAGCCUUUCAAGAAGUUCAAGAAGAAGGCACUUAAAGCAACAUGGGAUGAAUCAAGUGACUCCGAAGAUAAGGAGAUUGGUGAUCAAGUUGCUCUUAUGUGCUUCAUGGUAAUGGAGGAAAGCUCCAAUGAGGUAACUUUAAAUGAUGAUGUUGUUGAAUUUUCUUAUGAUGAAUUAGUUAAUGCUCUUAAAGUUAUGAAUGAUAAACUAGAAUUAAGUCAUAAGAGAAAUAAACUUUUGAAAAAUGAGCUUGCUAGUUUAAGGAAGGAGAAUGAGACCUCAUCUAAGGUUGAUAGACCUUUAGUUAGAAAGGACAAACUUGAUGCAAUUUUGGACUCUCAAAGGUCUCUUAGUAUCAAGUAUGGACUUGGUUAUAGUAAAUUUGCCCAAGCAUCUCCUUCCAAGCCAUCUUUGUUAAAGCAUCUAGUUCUAAUGAGCUUAGUCCCCAAGUGCCUAGUCCAAAGGAUGAGUGAUAACAAAAUAUUGUUUAUUGGUGAAAGAAUUGAAAACAUAUAUGUUAUCGAUUUGCAUGCUUUGUCUAACAAAGAUGUCAAGUGCUUUAUUUCUAUUAGUGAUGACUCUUGGACUUGGCAUAGAAGGCUUGCUCAUGCUAGCAUGGACUUUCUUGCAAACUUGAACAAGGAUGAGCUAGAUGAUGGGCUACCAAAGAUCAAGUUUCAAAAGAAUAAGUUGUGUAAUGCAUGCCAAAUGGGUAAUCUUGAUGAGUUGACUCUUGAUGAUCCUUAA